ACGAGUGAGUGAGAGUGGGUCUAGAACCAACUGCUCUGUUAUAAGUGAUACACAGGACAUUCAUCAUCCCAUCUAGAAUUUUCUACUUUGAAUAUUUUGACUCGUUGAUGAAGAGGAGCACCUGAAGCAACGUGGAAAAUGCCAUCUACUCUAACCACAAAGACGACCCAGACAUAUAAAACUCCAGUAAAUGGAUCACAGUCUACUGACGUUCCUGUGAAGCGACUGGAGAAGGUGGACAGGAUGGUGCAAAAAGCCAGAGUGAAAAGCCAGAGCCCCGGGUCCCUCUCACCAGCCAGGAGACAGAACAAGGAGAGGGAAAUCAAGGAGACCAAAACCACAAUCAACUUCGUUACGUUUCCAUUGGCACAGUCUACGCCUGAGCAACAACUCCUCAAACCCAAUGAAUGGAGCUACUGCGACUAUUUCUGGGCCGAUAAAAAAGACCCUCAGGGGACGACCACGGUAUCGGGCUUCGAGGUGCUGCUACAGAAACAGCUGAAGGGCAAACAGAUGCAGAAGGAAAUGGCUGAAUUCAUCAGGGAACGAAUAAAGAUUGAAGAAGAGUAUGCCAAGAACCUCUCCAAGCUUUCCCAGAUUCCGCUUGCUGCUCAAGAAGAGGGGACACUCGGUGAGGCUUGGGCCCAGCUAAAAAGAAGUUUGGCUGAUGAAGCAGAGGUGCAUCUCAAAUUCUCUUCAAAGCUUCAGUGUGAGGUGGAGAAGCCACUGCUGACGUUCAGAGGGGACAACUUCAAGAAGGACAUGAAGAAAUAUGACCACCACAUUGCUGACCUGCGGAAACAGCUGGUCAGUCGUUAUGCUGCUGUAGAGAAGGCUCGCAAGGCUUUGGCGGAUAGGCAAAAGGACCUGGAGGUGAAGACGCAGCAACUGGAGAUUAAACUGAGCAACAAGACUGAAGAGGACAUCAAGAAGGCCCGAAGGAAAUCCACUCAAGCAGGUGAUGACUUGAUGCGCUGUGUGGAUCUCUACAAUCAAGCUCAAUCUAAGUGGUUUGAAGAGAUGAUCACUACAAGUCUGGAGUUGGAAAGGCUUGAAGUGGAGAGGGUGGAGAUGAUACAGCAGCACCUGCUCCAGUACACAACUCUACGUCGUGAGACAGACAUGUUCAACCAAAGUACCCUGGAGCCAGUGGACCAGCUCCUCCGGAGUGUGGUUCCAGCCAAAGACAGAGAACUAUGGGUACGGGAGCACAAGACAGGGGAUCUGAGACCUGUGGACAUGGACAUUUAAAGGUCACUAACCCCCAUAUUAGAAGACAACCACACACACCCCUCACACACUUUUCAAGUCUGCCUGUCUGUCUGUACAACACUCCAAGUUCUCGGGCCAAAGCCAUAACAGCAUUGUCCCACUCAAGCCAGCAUUCGCAUCCUUCAAUAUUUUCCAUGGACUUACAACCUUACAAAGAGUGGUGAUAUCAUUUAUAUCCAACAGGUCACAGGCAGAGUGCAUUAAUCUACUCAGCACUUCCUUUUGCAUGAUUAAAAAUCCACCAGCCUUAUCGAUCAGCACACACAGAUCUUGUCGGUUUACUUCCUGAUUCAACACGUUAUUCAUAUGCAUUUACAGACAAACUUUUUAAAAUAAUUAUUGAAGUUAAACAACAGUCAGGCAACAUAUGGAAACACAUACGAAUGCUGAAAUAUGACACCAUUAUGGAAGCAUGCAGGCCAUUAUUUCUGUAAAAUAAUGGUUCAAAAAAAAAAAAAGAGGAAAAUCAGUCAUUUAUCGUAGUGUUCAAAAUCCGUUCUGCAGGUAAAUCCAGCUGCAGUCUGACAUAGCCAGCAGUCUAAACCUAAAUAACCAGCAUGAUCCCAGAUGUAGAAUUUGUGAAAAAUAAUAUUCUAUUCUAGUGUCACUGUAUAGUUAUGUUGUUAUAUCUGUAAUGUAAUUGCAAUGAGAAAUUAUAUGGAAUUUUUAUUACAUUCAUACCCUACCUAAAUCUGCAACAUGAACUCUUCCUAACAAAAAUAAUAAUAAUAAUAAUAAUAAUAAAUAAUGACAACAACAAAAAAAAGAAUAAUAAAAACAGCCUAAACAAAAUGCAUUAUCUAGGUACGGAUAUUUUUUAAAAAUAUUUUUGCAGACGUGUUUUGCAAAGAAGCAUGUAGUUCUUAGAAAAUGCAGUGAUGAAUAGUUUGGUUUCAUCUACGGAAUAAUAUUUGUGUAAAAACAGUUCCAGCCCACUGACUGUGUCCAUAGAGUAUGUGUCUGCAAAACACUGUAUUCAUAAGCCCAAUCAUGUAAUUUUUCCUCAAGCAAUGCCAAGAAACUUCUUUAUGCAGAACAUGAUCAACUACAUCAUAAUCUCAUUCUGCUUUCAUUUCAAGUUAAGAUAGAGAAGUUACUAUAGCUGGUGUUUAAAGCUGAGUGUAGAAACUGCUUUAAUUUAAAUAAAGAAGACGCAUUAAUUUGUCACAUAUACAUGUAUAUUACUGUACUUGUACAGUAUAUGUGACAGUAAAAUGUGACAUCAUGAUUUGUAUUAUGUACACUCUUGGAAUGGAGGGUUCUUUAAGGGUUCUUUAAGACUUUAAUGUAUAUUUAAAAGGUUCUCUGCUACUACUCUUUCUGAAAGUAAUCACACUGUUGUAUAGGUCUAUGUAGAACCUUUAAGGAACCUCCCAGAGGGACAACAGACGAGCCCUUAAGGUUUCUAAGAGUGUAUAAUGUACACCUUUUAGUGCCUAAAGUUUCGUCUUGGAAUGUUCAUGAUAUGUUAUAUGUUUGUAUAUAGAUGUAAAUAUGUGUAUGUGUGUGUGUGUGUGUGUGUGUGUGUGCGCGUGUGUUGUUUCUUUUUUGGUGUCUGCAAAUGUCAUAAGCAUAUCCUCCGCAAAUCCUUGUGGAAUAGUAAGUUAAUGUGGGUUUGUUCACGUAUUAAGAUCUCGGUUAAACAUUCUUAAAUCGAGACCUGUUCAUGUUGGGAAAGGGGGGGGGGGGAUGGGGGGGCAGCUGAAUACUGUAGGCAUUAGAUCAUUUAUAUAAUAUUGGCAAAAUGUAUUUCAGAUUUUCACCUCCCUCACACAUUUGAGGUCCUGAUUCUUAAUCUAGAAAUGAAGCAACAAGAUUUAAUUGUAAACCGGAUUAAUUUACACCAAAAUUGUGGUAUUCAUGAAAAGCAGGUUAAUUUCAUAUUUAAAAAAAUAUAUCAUUCAUACCCUACAAGAGCUGAGUUUGUACAUACUUAUGUAGAAGGAGACUCUCUUGAGUGACUGCUUUAAAACAUAUUUACAGUAUAAUCAUGUAAUUGAUGAGGUACUUGAGAAAGCAAUCUGAAAUAAGUUGAUGAAUUAAAAGAAGACAUGAGGAAGAGUUAAUGUAAAUCUGUGGUAGUGAACAUUGUAUAACAUUGUGUGAGGACCACACUCGCUCACCAUGCUUGUUUCUCAUGAAGUAAUCAUGUUAUGGGUUUAUUUUAAGGACCUUUUUAUUGAUGUAAAACACCAAUGUCACUAGAACAUCAUCUAAUUAUACUGAAUAUAUAGUGCAGAGAAAGUCUGCUGUAUCAAAAAUUUCCCUUUGUAGAUCUGGCCUACAAAAAACAUAUACACUAUUUUAGAAAAUGCUUGAUUAAUGCGACCCAAUGAAAUCUGGACGUAACUUGGAGAUGCAGCACGUAGGAACCUGAAGUACAGAAAAACCAUAAAAAAAACUGAUCUGCUAUUUCUAAAUGAUUUUUUAAAUAUUUUUUAUUAAGCAUACAUCAAGCCUGUCUAUAUAAAAAAAAAAUUUGAUAAUAAUUUAAGUUAAUUGAUGCGAAAUGGACAAACUUGAUACUCUUUUUUUAGAAAUCGAUAAAGCAGUCUACAGGAAAGCAGCUGCAUGUUUUUAUUGCAUUGAUCGUUGUUUUGUGUUAAUGUCUUACUGUAAGUGUAUGUUUAGAUAUAAAUCCAUGCAGGGACUCUGAGCCGAAUGGGAGUGUAUGGGGAUGGGUGUAAAUCUGUAUCACGUCAUGUAUGAAAAAAAUAUGUAUGGGUUGCAACAGUUAAUUGUUUAAAGGAAUCAAAAACGGCACAUGCUCAGACAUUUUCAGGUAGUACACAAAAGCUUUUUUCCCCCCUCUUUUUAAAUAAGUUCAUUUUCUACUGAUUAUCAUUCCUUUUUUGCUUAACACUGGGCGUAGCUGCUGUACCUUUAUGCAGGUUUGCAUGUCUAGCAUUGUCCAUUUCAGAAUUACACGUGUAAUAACUUGUCCACACACACACGAACAUUGUGCAUUAUGUGUAUUUUUGAAAAAAAUGUUUUGUUAAAUGUCUGUGUAUGUAACCAGAUCCUUUCUAAAAUAUAUAUAUAUAUAAUGCUGUAAUUGUUGAUUUAUUUGCUUACGAAUUAAUGGUCCCUAUAAAUACAACAUGUUCAUGGAAUUAUCAUGUUUCUGUUGAAUAUGCCCAUGAAAUUACCAAAAUAAAGAAAUAAUAAUAAUAAUAAUAAUAA
This is a messenger RNA of Clarias gariepinus (North African catfish), 4455 nucleotides long. RefSeq names its product growth arrest-specific 7a (gene gas7a). NCBI's taxonomy places the organism in Eukaryota, Metazoa, Chordata, Actinopteri, Siluriformes, Clariidae. The transcript is spliced from 13 exons. Gene Ontology annotation, molecular function: actin filament binding. Gene Ontology annotation, cellular component: plasma membrane; actin filament; cytoplasm. Bases 139 to 1251 code for a protein of 370 amino acids. The record is from RefSeq and is a predicted model, not a curated record. Gene Ontology annotation, biological process: neuron projection morphogenesis; actin filament polymerization.